Molecule: messenger RNA, 2032 nt
Organism: Dicentrarchus labrax (European seabass)
Lineage: Eukaryota; Metazoa; Chordata; Actinopteri; Moronidae
Gene: orc2
Product: origin recognition complex, subunit 2
Exons: 16
Coding region: 111-1820 (569 amino acids)
Biological process (GO): DNA replication
Cellular component (GO): nucleus; nuclear origin of replication recognition complex
Molecular function (GO): DNA replication origin binding
Source: RefSeq, a predicted model, not a curated record
CGUGGUUUAAAAACUUCAGGAGGAUGGCGCGGAAAGUUGUCACACACCGCACAGUGUAGUUUUCAGUCGGUGGAGGUUUUGUUUACAUUUUGACACCGACAUUAUCCGUCAUGAGUGUGUUGGAGGUGAAGUUCAUUGGUGAUGGAGACGCUCUGGAGCACAUCGUGGACAAACAGGAGGGUGUGCAGAGCAACAGUGGGUCUGUUCAGAAGAUGGUCACAUUUAAGAGCCCAGCUGGACGACGAGCCAGAGCGGAUGCAGAACAUGAUGGGGAUGAAAAUGGACUCCUGGAUGAGCAGAACUAUAUCCAGGCUCUGGGAACAGAAGAGGAUGAGGAGGGUAUGUCCAGGGUGGCUGGAUCCUCCAUUUUCACCUUUCAGAAAGUCAAACGUGGACACAGCAUGGCUCAGACUGCAAGUGAGUUGGCUCGGACUCCUGGGAAAAACGUGACCUUCAGCACGACUCCCAACGUUGAACCCUCCACUCCCACCCGAACCGGCAACAACCACAGAGGAGAAAGCCGGACACCACAGAGGAAGAAGAAGGUUCAGUUUGUCUCCACAACACCCCACAGGCUCAGGAAGAGAUUAACAACUCCGAGCAUCCGGUCAGACAGCGACAGUGAGCUCUCGCCCUCCGACUCUGGGGAGGAAGAGGAUGAAGAUGGGGUGGAGGAGCAGCAGACGUUUAAGAAAGAAGACAAGGAAAACUCAAAGACUCCGAGAACGCCUAGUAAAGGUUUAUCUGCAGCUCUCUACAAGACUCCCGCCAAGAAGAGCAAGAGCACUCCUGAUCAGCCCAGUAUGGUGGAGGAGUAUUUUGAAGCUCAUGGCAGCUCAAAGGUCUUGACAUCGGACCGCACCCUUGAGCGCUUACACACCCCUAAACUUGACAGGGAAACGUUGGUCCAGCUUUUAGAAGGAAAGCCGUCCUGCUACUCUGAAGAGAUCCAGCAGCUCCACAACAAACACCGAAAGCACUUUAGCAAAUGGAUGUUACAGUUACAGUUGGGAUUCAGUGUGUUGGUCUACGGCUUGGGCAGUAAAAAGGCUCUGCUGGAGGACUUUCGAGUGUCUCAACUGGGUCAAGAAAUCCACCUUGUGGUCAACGGAUUCUUCCCUUCCAUCACUCUAAAAUCAAUCUUAAAUGCUCUGACAUGUGAGGCUCUAGAGCACCAGGGAAGUUUCCGGACACCCUCGGACCAGAUCCAGUACAUCAGUCAGACCCUUAAAGACAGCCCAGAUCUACAUGUGUACCUGCUAAUCCACAAUAUUGAUGGCCUAAUGCUGCGAGGAGAGAAGACCCAGAGUGCACUGGGGCAGCUUGCAUCUCUGCCCAACCUGCACUUGGUGGCUUCUUUAGACCACAUAAAUGCUCCAUUGGUGUGGGACCAGUUCCAGCAGAGCCAGUUUAACUGGCUGUGGUGGGAGUGUGUGACGUUCCAGCACUACGCGGAGGAGACGUCGUAUGAAAACUCUCUCCUGGUGCAGCAGACCGGCGCUCUCGCUCUGUCCUCCCUUACACACGUGUUACGCAGCUUGACACCCAAUGCAAGAGGAAUUUUCCAACUGCUGGUGAAAUUUCAGCUGGAAAACAAAGAUAAUCCUUCAUACACAGGAUUGUCAUUCCAAGAUUUCUACCAGCGUUGUCGAGAGGCAUUCUUGGUAAACUCUGACCUCACACUGAGGACUCAGCUGACUGAGUUCAGAGACCACAAACUGAUACGGACACGCAAGGGUGCAGAUGGAGUGGAGUACUUGAUGGUUGCCGUGGACGCGAGCACGCUGAUGGACUUCUUGGAGAACGAGGAGGGUGACUGAGAAGAGAACUCUCUCUUCUAGUUCACUGACUGACAUUUACUGAUAUACAGUAACAGCUUAGUUACAUAAGACAGCUUACAGGCUCUGCACAGUUUAAAUUAAUGGUUCAAAUCUAAUUAUUGAUGAAAUGUCUCAUUGUAGCACUGUCUUCUGUUUCGAUGCAUACAUGUUUUCAGCUAAGAUCUGUGUAAUUAAAAUCAACACUGAGUGAA